Anopheles stephensi (Asian malaria mosquito) is the source of this 1203-nucleotide messenger RNA. RefSeq names its product putative ribosome-binding factor A, mitochondrial. Gene Ontology annotation, biological process: rRNA processing. Bases 302 to 1042 code for a protein of 246 amino acids. The record is from RefSeq and is a predicted model, not a curated record. The transcript has 3 exons. NCBI's taxonomy places the organism in Eukaryota, Metazoa, Arthropoda, Insecta, Diptera, Culicidae.
UUUGUUGGUAAGCAAACACUUGCGUUGGCCAGCGGGCACGAUGCGGGAAUCGUUCUUAUUAUAAGUGCAUUAUAUCAUUCUCAGGAUUCCCACUUUUGCUUUAGUGAUGGAAAAGAAGGGCUAAAUAGCAGUGAAUUGAAAUUACUUCAAGGUAUCGUAAUUUGUGCAAUACCCUCGUGUCGUUUUGUUUUCGUAUCAGCUAGAGGAGGAUGGUAUAUAAUGAUUUAUCUAAUCGGUGAUUGAGCAUCAGCGUACAGCUGCUCUUUCGUUGACGGAGGCAAAACGUAACUUCGCUUUCAUAAUGAUAAAAAUCGCUUCGACUCGCUUUUUCUCCGCGAGCAGCACCCUCUGUGGGUCGUCAACGAAGGCAGCCAAAGUGCUCAACAAGCUAAUGAAUGGCAGCUCGACAAAGAAGAAACGAUACUACGACGAAACGAAUGACCGUGGUCCGAAGCUAAUGCCGACCAAAUCUCUUGCCAGCAGCAAUCGCCAGGGCAAGGAAUCGAACCGCCGCAUAGCGGUACUGAACAAGCUGUUCAUGAAGAAUAUCACCGACCUCAUGGCUACCGGAUCGUUCGCCAGCGAUCUGUACGGAUACGGUAUACAGAUCUCGCGUGUACGAGUGGCUCCUGAUUUUCGUGAAGCGAGUAUCUACUGGUUCUCAACCAACCUGAACAAGGACGUAAAAAUCGAUGGCAUCCUGAGGCCGCUCUCUUCUCGCUUGCGCCACGAACUUUCGCAGCUACGGCUGAUGGGUGAGGUGCCGCAGCUAACGUUCGUUCAGGACAAGCGAUACUAUGUGGAGAGCUUGUUGAACAGUUUGCUGAAGCAGGCAGAUUACGGGGAGGACGGAGUGGCGGACGAACAAGAGCAGCUGGAUCUGCAGCAGGGAUGUGAAGAGCAACGUUUGCGCGAACCCGACAUGAAACACGACAUACUCGGUCUGGAUCAUGCUCAGAUCAUGAAUCGAAUCCGCCAGUCCGUCGAUAAAACCAACAAAGCGUGGAAAGUGCAUCAAGAAAGCACAGAAGAAGCGCGAUGAAGCUGCGGCUGCUACUGCCCCUGCUCCACUUGAGACGACAAGUUUGCAAUCCAACGAAAAGGGCAAAUGAUUUCUUUCGCUUUGUAAUAUCCACCCGAUGAUGGGAUGAUAGUGACAUUUAGGCCAAAAUGUUUGAAUAAAAGUUUGUUAUGGGUAGUUUA